AUGGCGCCACACACUGAUUUUACACGUCCCCCCAGUCCAGAUGCUGAGCAACCUAUCAACAUGGAACGAAGCAAACGGUCGAAAGUUCCAUGUGCUGUGUUUGUCCACGCCGGUGCUGGAUAUCACAGCCGAGAGAAUGAAGCGAAGCACCUUAAGGCCUGCUCGGAAUCGACCAGGGCUGGGAUGAUUGUCCUGCAGACUGGGGCGACUGCCGUCGAGGCUGUGGAGAUGGCUCUCUCAAUGCUCGAAGACAAUCCCAUCACCAAUGCCGGGUAUGGCAGCAACCUGACUGCGAAGGGUGUUGUUGAAUGUGAUGCGUCCAUCAUGGACCAUCUUGGUCGCAGCGGUGCCGCUGGAGCUGUUCCCAACGUCAAAAACCCGAUCAUGCUGGCUCGCAAGAUCUACGACGAGGCGUACAGAUCCCCUGGCAUGUCGCGUGUUCCGCCCAACUUCAUCGUGGGCGAGGGUGCUACUGAAUUCGCUUGGGACCAUAAUAUUCCCACCAUUCCGCCUCAUGCUUUGAUCACGGACGCUGCCAGAGAACGCUGGACCAUCUGGACUCGCGAGAUUGAAGAGUUUGAGGCAGAUCGUGCACGUUGGCAAAAAGAACCUGUGCCUACGUGGGUGCGUUCUCCCACUGGCCAUGGUUCUCCCGCGCCGGCUGGUGUUGCCCAUGGCACUCCUCCUGUUCUUGGUAGAUCGGAUGCCAGAACGGCUUCCACCAGUCAGCUCAAUCCAGACAAUGAUAUCGACUUACUAGUAAGCGGGUCAACAAUGGACGGUGUGCUUCCCCGAGUCAAGUCACAGUCAACCGAUGAAAUUCCCAGUUACUCUAAGUCUGGUUGGGAGAAAUACCCAAACAAUCCCACCGACGACGAGAAUGGCGAGGAUCGUAUCACAGAUACCGUUGGGGCGAUUGCGAUUGAUCGAUGGGGCAAUAUCGCUGCCGGGUCCUCAUCUGGCGGCAUUGGGAUGAAGCAUCGAGGUCGAGUAGGACCUGCAGCAUUGAUUGGCAUCGGAACACAUGUCAUCCCCGCCGACCCUGCUGACCCAGAACAUACCACCACGGCUGUUGUGACGUCUGGAACUGGCGAACACAUCGCAUCAACUCUUGCAGCCAGUACCUGUGCCACUCGAAUUUACUACGGCCAGAAGAUGGGCCCAAAUGGUGUAUUCGAGCCAGUCAGUGAAGAAGAGGCACUUCACUCCAUGAUUUCAAAUGAGUUCACAGAUCACCCUGCGGUCCAGAACAGCGAGGUCGGUGGCUCCAUCGGAAUCCUAGCUGUGAAAAAGACGAACGAAGGUAUCGGUCUCUUCUUCGCCCACAAUACGGAGUCGUUUGCUGUUGCGUCGAUGGCUGCUGGAGAUCUCGAACCCCAAACUGUGAUGUCCCGGGGCAGAAAGAACGGAUCUAUCGCUCAGGGCGGGCUAAUGAUUCGUCCUAGAAAGACUAGGUCCCGUCACCAGAAAGUCCAGAACUAA
Messenger RNA from Penicillium atrosanguineum, 1482 nucleotides. RefSeq names its product threonine aspartase 1. NCBI's taxonomy places the organism in Eukaryota, Fungi, Ascomycota, Eurotiomycetes, Eurotiales, Aspergillaceae. Gene Ontology annotation, molecular function: threonine-type endopeptidase activity. Gene Ontology annotation, biological process: protein maturation. The record is from RefSeq and is a predicted model, not a curated record. The transcript is spliced from 6 exons. Bases 1 to 1482 code for a protein of 493 amino acids.